Fusarium sp. VM40 is the source of this 1218-nucleotide messenger RNA. The record is from the annotation of a GenBank genome assembly. NCBI's taxonomy places the organism in Eukaryota, Fungi, Ascomycota, Sordariomycetes, Hypocreales, Nectriaceae.
AUGUCAGCCCUUAGCCUCCCCGGGUCCUCAGUCCCCGACGAAGGCUCUCGGGAAGUCGAAGAAGGCUGGGCCGUCGAUCCAACUACCGAGGAUAUCAAAAACACGCUCCAGCCAAGCUUUCCAAACUCCGACAUCAACGUUGAGUUCUUCUCCUCGGGCGCCUACAACAAACUCUACCAGGUCACAAUCAACGUACACAAGACCUAUCUCAUACGCGUUUCACUGCCGGUCGAUCCCGUCCACAAGACCUCGAGUGAAAUCGCCACGCUCAGAUUUGUGGAGGCUAUCAGCGACAUUCCCAUCCCUCGGCCUGUCAUGUCUUGCACACACCGAAAUACGCCCACCGGGUUGGAGUGGAUUAUGAUGACCAAGCUUGAUGGUGUGACACUACACAACAUAUGGCCGCGUCUCGACGCCUUUCGGAAAUCAUAUGCCGUUCGUCAGAUCGCGUCUUUCCAGCUCUCUCUCUUUUCAAGGACAUUCUGUCGCAUUGGCAACCUCUACCCAGAAACAUCUCUUGAACCGCAACGUAUCGUCUCAAUACCAUUUUUUCAGGGGGGGAGGGCGUGGAAGGUCAACAAUCGCGGGCCAUUUCCGAACAGUAGCCAGUGGAUCUACGCUCGCCUGAAUCUCCAGCGACGAGAUGCCUGGCAUACCAUGACCAAGUACAAUCGACAGAAAGGGGAUGGAUCUUUGACGCAACAAGACUACGAUAGGGCGUUAUAUACAUGUCAACUCUGCCGUCGGAUUUUCCCUUUUAUCGCCAGGUUCUUCCCCGAGGAUGGAAAUGCCCUUGAGCCAACAGUCCUGCACCAUGACGAUCUCCACGCCAACAAUAUUCUCGCCAACGACUUAGGAACCAUCACCGGCAUUGUCGACUGGGAAUGUGUGUCCACCGUGCCGCUCUGGAAAGCCUGCUUCUAUCCGAAAUUCCUCUUCGACCCUCCGCGACACACUCCCGAGGAAAGUUCCUUCCAAGAUCCAGAAUUCUUGACAUCGCAGGACAAUCUUUUGAGGUCCGUGUUCCUUAAGGAGAUGGAGCGUCUGAGCCCAGAUUGGAUGCAAAUCUACAGAACGAGUGCAUGCAAGCGUGAUCUUAGCUUUGCUGUCGAUAAAAUCGGCCGUGAGGACAAGCACUCAUACAUCGCAUCUUGGUUAUCGAAUCUGGAGAGCAACCAACCAGGGCCCAGUUUGCUUGAUACUCUCUUCGAGCUUUGA